This is a messenger RNA of Trypanosoma brucei brucei TREU927, 1401 nucleotides long. RefSeq lists its product as hypothetical. The transcript has a single exon. NCBI's taxonomy places the organism in Eukaryota, Euglenozoa, Kinetoplastea, Trypanosomatida, Trypanosomatidae. Gene Ontology annotation, molecular function: 2-oxoglutarate-dependent dioxygenase activity. The coding region runs from base 1 to 1401 and encodes 466 amino acids. The record is from RefSeq and is a predicted model, not a curated record.
AUGCCAAAUGAAAAGGCGCAGACGCUGACAGUUGCAGAAGCCUUCGCAGAGACCUCAAAGGCGCUUCAGCAGUUUAACAUCGAAAGAAUACGUGUCGAUGGCCUCAGUCGUGGGAACGCGUGCGACGAGGAAAAGUUCAGAAUGUUAACCGAACAGGAGUUUAUGCGAGAGUUUGUGUUUCACUCCCGCCCAUGCAUCAUUGUGGGGGCGCUGUGUGAUUGGCCGGCGUUGCAGCGGUGGCGGGACGACCGAUAUUUGUUUGAUCUGGAUGAAAAACUUCCCAUGGUGUAUGAGAAGGAAAGAACCAGUAAAGGGAAUGGAGAAAUUAAUGAAAAUGAUAGCUUCCAUGAGGAUGAAGAGAUUGUGACGGAAUCGGAUGCAGAGGACAGUAAGAAUGGCACCAGUAAUAAUGAAGCGGAAUCACAAGGGACGUUGGGACCUCGGCGCGUGACGGUUGCAUUGACGCCUAACGGUCGGGCUGACGCCGUAACAUAUGUAACGUACAACGCUGUAAAGAAUGAGUCACAGGUACAUGAUAAACUUGAAGGUAAAAGUGACUUCGUAGUAACCGAAAAGCUGUUCAUGAGUGCCGCAGAGCUACGAGUGACGCUGCCUGAGUUGUACAGACUGCUGCGUGCAAAUCCACUUGUCCCUCCAUUGAAAUCCCAGUUUGUCGACCUCCGUCGGCCGCAACGUUCGAUCGCAUACGCACAAAUGCAAAAUAAUUGUCUUGCGGAGGAGUACCAACAUCUCCAUGCUGAUAUCGACACCGCAUUGGACCGCUUUGGUACUCGGGUAUUUGGAGGUAAACGUGAGGCCGCUAAUAUUUGGCUUGGCACACCCGCCUCCGUCUCAUCAAUGCAUCAAGACUGGGUAGAGAACCUUUACGCGGUUGUGCGCGGUGUGAAGGAGUUCAUAUUAGUUCCUCCAUGGGAAGGCGUGUUUGUGCCCAAGCCGGAACUUCCAGCGGCAGCAUUUACCCUCAAAGCCGCAGCGAAUUGUAAAGAAGGUGAAGAGGAAUACAUAUUUUCUGAUAGUCCCACGCGUGACGGAACGUCGGUGCCGUGGAUGGAUGUGGAGCUUACACCUGCUGCAGUUGAUGACCCGCUGCACAUUAAAGAGGAGCUGCGUGACAAAUUGCAUCCACUCAUUGCGUACGUGCAACCUGGUGAGGUGUUGUACCUUCCUGCUUUGUGGUUGCACCGUGUGGCGCAACACGCAGAUUCUGAGGAUAGCCGAGUGAUUGAGGAAGCGUCGACUGAAGAAAUUGCUAAAGUUUCACGGCAUGAUCAAAAACAUUCUGCGCCCCUUCCGCUUAUCGCAGCUGUGAACUAUUGGUAUGACAUGAGUUUUACCAACCCUGCUGUAGUGAUGCUGCGCGAGUUUGGUCUUCUAUUGUAA